UCUGAAUAUCAUCUGGCUCUUCAUGCUGCCAUCUGUGACUGGUGCCUUGGCCUUUCAUCUUAUUCUGAAAAAAACUAUUUUUAAGGUAUACAUUUAUUUAUUCUAAUUAUCCUUUUUUUUUUACCAGGCUGUCAAUUGUCUAACAUUUUUUUAAAAUGGGUUGGUGAUACUGUACCUGGGCUGAAUGCUUAUUGAGUAUUGUAUCCUGAAAUCUGUCCUGUGCAAUUUAAAUUAAAGCUACUGGUGUCUGUAAAAUUUGAAUGAUAAAUUAUAGAUUAGAUCAAAUGUAUAUUUUCUAAAUAUAUUAGUGUACCUUUGAAAAUGGUAAUAAGAUCUCUAUUUUAUUUCCUAAAUAUGUAUGGAAAAGGCUUGAAACCUAAGGAAUUUUAUUCAUUUUUUCAGUUAACAGAUGUCACUGCUGUGGUUUCCAUGUUGCAAGAUGUCAACAUGAUGUUGUGGUCUGUCAUAAUGGUGGCCAUGACAACCAAAGGCUUAAUGUCUGCAUUCAUUCCUCUAUUACUUAUACUAUGGCCAGCUUUUUGUUACACUGUGCUCAGCCUUCUAGGCUUUAAGCCUACAAGUAAGUCUAGAGCUUACACAAUCGUAGACUGUUUUUAUCCUUGCAAGUGAUUUAAACUCAUUCCCGACGUUUAUGACUAAAUAUGUCACUGACUAAUUUGUGUAAAUGCCCCCGGCACAUAACAACACAUCUCUCUCAUUUUUAUUUAAAAAUAGCAACUAAAUCUCACGUCCCUUGAGGUUUUUAUUAAUGGCGUGAAUGUAAUUAACCCCAUAACUAUCACAGCGGCGAUCAUAUGCUGUUUUGCCCUUUGCUCUUGGUGUCACAGCCAAUGCAAUCGGCCGCUAACAAAAUCAUCAUUCAAUGCGAAUGAUUUAAUGUAUGUUUGUUAAGGGUAAAUCCUUCUACAUAAAUGAGUUUACUUCCUUUUUCCCAUUUUUUUUUUUUUUUCCAUUUUUUUUCUUUGUUCGGGUGUCAAACUGGCUCACUUUUUACCUUUUACUUUCAGAAAAUAUAUACUUGUAAAAUUUGUCCUUUUUGACAAGCUUAUGAAAAAGCUAAAAAAUGGUUUGAGGCAAAAGAAAUAAUCAUUAAGUUUACUUUCUUUUUUCCUUUUUUUUUUUUUUUUCCAUUUUUUUUCUUUGAUCGGGUGUCAAACUGGCUCACUUUUUACCUUGUACUUUCAGAAAAUAUAUACUUGUAAAAUUUGUCCUUUUUGACAAGCUUAUGAAAAAGCUAAAAAAUGGUUUGAGGCCAAAGAAAUAAUCAUUUGACAGUUAUAGGGUUUUAAAAACAUGGAAGUUUCUAUCUUAUUACACUUUCAAUAUAUGUAUGCUUUAGUAUGGCGCAUCCAUAGCUAGCAAGUGUUCCUCAGAGGUGUCGAAAAACAAUUAUUUUGGUCAUUGUUAAUUAUUUGUUCACUGUUAAUGUUAUAUUUUUAUUAAACCUAAUUCAUUUCUGGAUGCAUUAAUAUCAAUUAAUAUUUAGCAUUUAAAAUAAAAGUAUUUUACAUUUGUAAAUCAAUGGCAAAAGGGAGUUUCCUCCCUUAUUCAGGUAUAUAAAUUAAGUGCAGAAGUAGUGCUGCCAUCAGGACGGAGUUAAUUUCAGUCAUCAACUAGAUGGGUUUUUUUUAUGUUUCCACACAUAAGUUAAAGGUUGUUAUUUUUUUUGUGUUGAUACAAAGUUAAGCUAACCUUAUUUUAUAUACAUCUGCUAAGUUAGCUCUUAUUUGAUGCAACUUAAAAAUGUAUCUUUUUUUUUUUUUUUUUUUAUUUUAAAAUGUUUUUUUUUUUUUUUUUUUUUUUUUUUAAGGAUUGUUGAGAGGAAAGCUUUAUACACACAAAUUUAACCACUAUGGUUUAAAAUUUUCUAUAGAGAUGUAACCUUUAUAACACUAGUAUUUUUAGAACACCACUAAGGCUCACGCUUGUUGUUUCAAAACUGAUAUUUAUUAGGAUAGCAAGUAUAAAAUUGUUUAAUUCAUGAGAGUGAUUUAGGCCAUAGACAUGGUUUGAUUUCAUUUAGUCCUUAAUAAUAGAAUUUUAACUUAAAUGUUUCAGGUAUUUUCUACAAUCUUGUGUCUUCAUUCAUCCCAAGCCUUUUUAUUGUGUAUAUGGUCUACACCUUGCUAAUGUUCCUUAUACCCAUUAUGGGCAGGUCAGGCUUGGAAACCUCACCUGACUUGCUCAUUUCUGGACUCUCUGGUUUAGUUAUUAUGGUGUGUCUACCUUUUCAGGUAGGCUACUUGGUAUUUUGCUACCAUUGACUUAAUUAUAUAUAGAAUUAAUGGCAUCGGGAUAGAGGUUGAGAUUAAACUUCUAGUUUGAGGCUUUUCGUUUUGAAAGCACUGCUUGUUUUUGUGGCGCUGUCUUUAGACACAACAGUGAAAGUCAUAUAGGGUGGUGGUUCUGAACUGGUUUCCCUAGGUUAAUAUAUAUUUUUUUAUCUGUGACUGUAAUGAAAUCAUGCAACAUUGACUUCACCAGAUUGGUUUUGUGUACACACACAACCGUGUGAGUCGUGUCAUUUCCACAACCAGUGCUGUCAUCCUCCUGGGCCUGGCAGCCAUCAUCUUUACCCCUGCUGGGUUCCCCUAUUCUUCCAAUUGUAAAGAUCCUUCAAUGCAGAGAUGCAUGCUGGUGGUAAGUUUUUCUUCAAGAAAUGAGUCAUCAUUUAUGGUAUAAAGACAAUAGCCAUCAUUUUAAAAAGUAUAGUGUAAGUUUGCAGGAGAUUUAAAAUCACAGACAUUCCUUUAUUAUUUUACUCAAAGGUAAAGUAAAUGUGAUAUUAAAAAUAUAUUUGGUAUACGUUUAAAACGAAGUUUAACUAAGUUAUUGUGCCUGGCCAAUUAUUUGCAGCAUUUUGAUAGGAGAUUUCAUGGUGUCAGUGGCAAAGUCACUUACACAGACUCAAGCAUUUGGUAUAAACCUAUGGAUUUUCUGGGUGCCCAAAUGAUGGAGCAAAAUGCACCAUGGCUUUUAGCAAAGGCCAAAAAAGCUACAUGUGAUGGAGUUUACUGCGGAAGACCUUACCUCUA
Molecule: messenger RNA, 3056 nt
Organism: Lymnaea stagnalis (great pond snail)
Lineage: Eukaryota; Metazoa; Mollusca; Gastropoda; Lymnaeidae
Source: the annotation of a GenBank genome assembly